This is a messenger RNA of Symbiodinium necroappetens, 876 nucleotides long. The record is from the annotation of a GenBank genome assembly. Lineage: Eukaryota; Dinophyceae; Suessiales; Symbiodiniaceae.
AUGGUUGCCGGGGCGCCCGGCAACAUGCGCCUAAGAGGUGACCUUCCGGUCAUUCGAGGACUCUUGGAAGUAUCGGCCGAUGCGAAUGAUCAAACGAGAAAGGCGCAGCCAAUCUUGGCUCUCUUUGCAGCCAACACCGUUCUCGGUCUCUGCGCUUUGUUCCAGAACAACGAUGCUAUGAAGUUGCUAAUUUCAGCCAAAGCGAAGGGGAAUGCCCGCAAAGGCACCUUCCCGCCUAUACUUGGUGCCAUCUUUGCCAACAACGUAGAGGGUAUCCGGAUCUUACGUCAGCACGGAGCCUCUGCAAACGUCGCAGCGCCAACAGGGAUUUCAGCGGUGCAGCAAGCCUGUACAACUGGCAGCUUGGAGGUCCUCCAAGUCUUACUCUUUGAGACUGAGAGUAGGCUGCCGUUGACGCAAGCGCUACACCAUGCCGCAAUAUUUCAAGACAGCUCUGCCAAGAUCGUUCGAAUGCUGGUUUCAGCAAGGGCCGAUAUCAACGAGCAGUACAAAGGGUCGUUCCGGACGGUGCUGGGGCUUGUUCUCCGCAUGAGGGGACUUCAAUACAAGUUGGGUGGCAAGGCAACAAAGUCAAGAUUCUUGGGAUACCACCAUCUUGGUGCCACCCCACUCAUGAUGGCCAUAUUGGCCGGGCAGUUUGAAUGUGCUGCUGCCCUCGCCGUGGCUGGAGCCCGCCUAGAUCUCCAAAACGCAAGGAGAAAGAAGGCUGAGGAUCUGGCUAAGCAGUUGGAUGUGCCAGAAUUCUUGAUGGAAGCCCUGCAUGGGCGAGUGGAGAGAUGUGCAGCAGUGGUCUCUCUCGCCACUUCACAAGACAAGUGUCACGAUGCACCCGAAGAAGACUAUUUCGAGGUGUGA